Cyclopterus lumpus (lumpfish) is the source of this 2718-nucleotide messenger RNA. RefSeq names its product glutamate receptor, ionotropic, AMPA 4b (gene gria4b). The coding region runs from base 1 to 2718 and encodes 905 amino acids. The record is from RefSeq and is a predicted model, not a curated record. Gene Ontology annotation, biological process: synaptic transmission, glutamatergic; monoatomic ion transport; modulation of chemical synaptic transmission. Gene Ontology annotation, cellular component: plasma membrane; postsynaptic membrane; dendritic spine. Lineage: Eukaryota; Metazoa; Chordata; Actinopteri; Perciformes; Cyclopteridae. The transcript has 16 exons. Gene Ontology annotation, molecular function: transmitter-gated monoatomic ion channel activity involved in regulation of postsynaptic membrane potential; AMPA glutamate receptor activity.
AUGAGGAUUUCUUCUCGCGACUGGUUUCUGUUGAUAUUCUCUGGCUUUUGGGGACUGGCAAUGGGUGCUUUCCCGAGCAGCGUUCAGAUCGGCGGGCUGUUCAUCAGAAACACUGAUCAGGAGUACACUGCCUUUCGUUUGGCAAUCUUCCUGCACAACACCAGCCCGAAUGCCUCGGAAGCCCCGUUCAACCUGGUGCCUCACGUGGACAACAUCGAGACGGCCAACAGCUUCGCCGUCACCAACGCCUUUUGCUCCCAGUACUCCCGUGGUGUCUUCGCCAUCUUCGGCCUGUACGACAAGCGCUCGGUCCACACGUUGACGUCCUUCUGCAGCGCCCUGCACAUCUCCCUCAUCACGCCCAGCUUCCCCACCGAAGGCGAGAGCCAGUUCACGCUGCAGCUCCGGCCGUCCAUCCGGGGGGCGCUGCUGUCCCUCCUCGACCACUACGACUGGAACAAAUUUGUCUUCCUGUACGACACCGACCGGGGAUACGCCAUCCUGCAGGCCAUCAUGGAGAAGGCGGGACAAAACAACUGGCAGGUCAGCGCCAUCUGCGUGGAAAACUUCAACGACGCCAACUACCGACGGCUGCUGGAGGAUCUGGACCGGAGACAGGAGAAGAAGUUCGUCAUCGACCUCGAGGCGGAGAGGCUGCAGAACAUGCUGGAACAGAUCGUCAGUGUCGGGAAACAUGUCAAAGGCUACCAUUACAUCAUGGCCAACCUGGGUUUUAAGGACAUCAACCUGGAGCGCUUCAUGCACGGCGGAGCCAACGUGACCGGCUUCCAGCUGGUCGACUUCAGCAACCCCAUGGUCAUCAAGCUGAUGCAACGCUGGAAUAAGCUGGAUCAGAGGGAGUACCCGGGGUCGGACGCCCCACCCAAGUACACCUCAGCGCUGACGUACGACGGGGUGAUGGUGAUGGCCGAGGCCUUCAGGAACCUGCGCAGGCAGAAGGUAGACAUUUCCAGACGGGGGAACGCCGGCGACUGCCUGGCCAACCCCGCUGCCCCGUGGAACCAAGGCAUCGACAUGGAGCGUACUCUCAAACAGGUCCGACUGCAGGGAUUAACAGGUAAUGUCCAGUUUGACCACUAUGGCCGCAGGGUGAACUACACGAUGGACGUGUUUGAGCUGAAGAAUAAUGGACCCAGACGGAUCGGCUACUGGACCGAUGCAGACAAACUGGUGCUGAUCCAGGACUCUCCUCUGCUUCCAAAUGACACCUCCGGCAUGGAGAACCGCACUGUGGUCGUUACUACCAUCAUGGAGGGUCCCUAUGUGAUGCUCAAGAAGAACUGGGAGAUGUACGAGGGCAACGACCAGUACGAGGGAUACUGCGUGGACCUGGCCUCGGAGAUCGCCAAACACAUCGGCAUCAAGUACAAAAUCUCCAUCGUUCCCGAUGGAAAGUACGGCGCCAGGGACCCAGAGACGAAGAUCUGGAACGGCAUGGUCGGGGAGCUGGUGUACGGGAAAGCGGAAAUCGCUGUGGCCCCUUUGACUAUCACGUUGGUCCGGGAGGAGGUGAUCGACUUCUCCAAGCCCUUCAUGUCGCUGGGCAUUUCCAUCAUGAUCAAGAAGCCUCAAAAAUCCAAACCGGGGGUGUUCUCCUUCCUGGACCCGUUGGCCUACGAGAUCUGGAUGUGCAUCGUGUUCGCCUAUAUCGGCGUGAGCGUGGUGCUCUUCCUGGUCAGCCGCUUCAGCCCGUACGAAUGGCACACCGAGGAGCCCGAAGAGGGCACCGACGGUCCGCCUAGCGAUCAGCCCCCCAAUGAAUUUGGUAUCUUCAACUCUCUCUGGUUCUCCCUGGGCGCCUUCAUGCAGCAGGGCUGUGACAUCUCCCCCAGAUCGUUAUCGGGUCGAAUCGUCGGAGGGGUGUGGUGGUUCUUCACUCUCAUCAUCAUCUCGUCCUACACGGCUAACUUGGCUGCCUUCCUCACUGUGGAGAGGAUGGUUUCCCCCAUCGAGAGUGCCGAGGAUCUGGCAAAGCAGACCGACAUCGCUUACGGCACUUUGGAUUCCGGCUCGACCAAAGAGUUCUUCAGGCGGUCAAAAAUCGCCGUCUACGAGAAGAUGUGGGGUUACAUGAAGUCGGCCGAGCCCACGGUCUUCACAAAGACCACGGCGGAAGGCGUGGCCAAAGUCCGAAAGUCCAAAGGGAAAUACGCCUUCCUCUUGGAGUCCACCAUGAACGAGUACACGGAACAACGCAAGCCGUGCGACACGAUGAAAGUGGGAGGAAACUUGGACUCCAAAGGCUACGGAGUAGCUACACCCAAGGGUUCACAGUUAAGAACGCCUGUAAACCUUGCCGUAUUGAAACUGAGUGAAGCAGGAGUCUUAGACAAACUGAAAAACAAAUGGUGGUACGAUAAAGGGGAGUGUGGACCCAAGGACUCGGGAAGUAAGGACAAGUCGUCCCAGGCCCUCAGUCUGAGCAACGUGGCGGGGGUCUUCUACAUCCUCGUUGGGGGCCUGGGCCUGGCCAUGCUGGUGGCCCUCAUCGAAUUCUGCUACAAGUCGCGCAACGAGGCCAAGAGAAUGAAGCUGACGUUCACUGAAGCCAUGAGGAACAAGGCCCGUCUGUCCAUCACAGGCAGCGUCGGGGAGAACGGACGGGUGCUGACGCCAGAUUGUCCCAAGGCCGUCCACACCGGGCCUCCCCUCCGCCAGGGCUCCGGCCUCGCCCUGGUCUCCUCCGAGCUCCCGUGA